Molecule: messenger RNA, 1636 nt
Organism: Hypoxylon fragiforme
Lineage: Eukaryota; Fungi; Ascomycota; Sordariomycetes; Xylariales; Hypoxylaceae
Product: FAD/NAD(P)-binding domain-containing protein
Exons: 2
Coding region: 179-1420 (413 amino acids)
Molecular function (GO): FAD binding
Source: RefSeq, a predicted model, not a curated record
UAUGUUAAGCGAUAAGCCUCAUCGAAUCGGCACGGGUUGACACGUCAGCCCUAACGAAGAUAUGGUCCCAUGUACCAGGAUUUAUACUGAUGCCUUGGAUCGUAACAUGUGACAUGUAAGAUGAUGAUUGAGUCAAUUGACGUGUUGUUGUAGGUAGGUAAAUAUAUUAUAAGAAAGAAUGCCUUCGCCAAAAAUUGCCAUCAUAGGAGCUGGGCCAGCCGGUUGCAUGUUAGGCCGGAUAUUGUCCUUAUCCAAUAUCCCCUUUAUCAUCUACGAAAGCGACGUGAGUCCGAAUUAUCGUUCCCAGGGGGGCUCGUUAGAUCUGCACCAUGGGACAGGUUUGGCGGCCAUGAAGGACGCUCAAUUAUGGGAUGAGUUCAUGAAAUACGCCCGCUUUGAUGGCGACUACCUCAUGAUGGCGGACAAGGAGCUCAAGCCCUUCAUCCAGCUAGGGCCCAGCAGCAAGCUAAGCGAGCGGCCCGAAAUCGACCGGGCACAGCUCCGACAGCUCCUCACAGAAUCUCUCCCGGACGGCUGUAUUAAAUGGGGGCACCGCCUACAGCGUGUUGAGGAUGGGAAUGUCUUGGUAUUUGAGCACGGCACGGAGUCGGGUUACGACCUCGUCAUUGGGUGCGAAGGAGCUUGGAGCAAAGUACAGAGCUACAUCGAGCCGGCAGUGAAACCACAUUACACAGGCCUUGGAGGUCACCAAUUACGGAUCCCGGACGCUGCCCACAACGCACCGAACGUCUACAAAACCGUGAACCGGGGAAGUGUGUUCGCUAGUUCGAAUGGACAGCGGAUGAUGAUACAACAACUGGGAGAUGGAAGCCUUAGCGCCGCAUGGCUCACACGUCGUCCAGAAGACUGGGCGCAGACAUGCGGAUAUGACCCACAUAACUUCGAGGAGGUAAAAAAAGCUAUCCUAGAGGAGAUGCAUGAUUGGGGUCCAGAUGCCCGUGAAGCUAUCGAGAGGACGCAGGAAUGCACAGGUGAUCCGAGAAAACUCUACAUGCUACCUGUAGGUUGGCAAUGGGAGCAUCGCCGCGGUGUUACUAUUAUCGGCGACGCAGCACACUUGAUGACUCCUUUCGGUGGCGAAGGGGUGAACGUCGCCCUUGAUGACGCCCGAAAGCUCGCUGCUGCAAUCACUAAAGUAGUACAGUCAGGGGGCGGACUAGACGAACUCGACAAGGAAGUGCAAAUAUUCGAGAAGGCAAUGUUCCCCCGUAUGGAAAUAUAUAACCGGCAGGCAGAUGAAAUGAUGAAGCUUUGGUUCUUCAGCGAGGGUAACAUGAGGGAUGUCAUACCCAAGGUAAUGUUCGGUCACGCCAAAGUCCGGUUGCCGACGGUGAUGCAUCCUGUAGCUUGGGGUCUGGUGAAUUUAUACUGGUUUCUCAAGACCCGAUUUUAUGGGUAGGUAAGCCCCGCGCAUUUGUGAUGAUAUGGCAUUCGGUGUAAUGUUAUUGUUAGAGGCAUGGGGAAGGUAUAUCAAGAAUGGGACUCCCUCUCGUACGGUGAGAAUUUCACUCAUAUGACUGUAUUCUAUAUUGGGUUAUUUCACAGGUAGCAUAUCAUAAUUAUCGUGUCGCAACAAGCACAGACGCCCCUUGCAUACUAGCCAAGGAGAACAGGC